This is a messenger RNA of Staurois parvus, 1359 nucleotides long. NCBI's taxonomy places the organism in Eukaryota, Metazoa, Chordata, Amphibia, Anura, Ranidae. The record is from the annotation of a GenBank genome assembly.
GUAGACGGAUCCAGUCAUGGGAACCCACCAGAGAGAUGUCCCCGUCCUCUGUAUUCCCGUAAUUCCACACAGGAAGGCCAUACCAUCCCUCACCAUCAUCAGAGUGGAAUCCUCGGGGAUGAUAAUAUUGGUAUUAAAGAAGAGUAUAAAGAGGAGGAUGAGGAGUAUGGAGUGAUGGAGGAGUUUUCAGAAGGACACAAGGAUAUGAUGGAGCCACCUAAUACCAGGAACCCACCAGAGAGAUGUCCCUAUCCUCUGUAUUCCCGGGAUUCCACACAGGAAGGUCACACCAUCCCUCACCAUCAUCAGGGUGAAGAUCUGACAGAUCUAAAAGUUGAGGUAAAAUCAGAAGAAGAAGAGGCGUAUGUGAGGGAUGAUCAGCAGUCUAUGGAGGAGGAUGGAAUAACGGGGACAUUUAUAGAGGAGGACACUCCUACAGAGAUCAGCACAGUCCAUGGCCGGGAGGUGAGGAAAACCUCUGAGGAUUGUCUCACUUUGUCUCUAGACUGGAAAGUAGAAGAUGAGGACAUCACACAGUAUAGUCCAGGAGAAAACCCGGCUCCCUCCAAUGUCCAUCCGGCACCACCCAGUGUAGAUGGACCAUCGGAUUCCUCGUAUCCUGAGGAACCUCAGACUGUGCGGGACGGGCCGCCCUUCCAACAGAGAAGAGGUUCUCCUGUACUGAGUGCGGGAAAUGUUUCCGUUGUAAAUUCAAACUUAAGGUGCAUAAAAGAUCCCACACAGGAGAGAAGCCACAUUCCUGUCCUGAGUGCGGGAAAUGUUUUUCAGAUAAUUCCAGUCUUUACAGACAUAAGAGACUGCACACGGGGGAGAAGCCGUAUUCCUGCCCUGAGUGCGGGAAAUGUUUUGCACACAAAUCCAGUCUUUGUACACAUCAAGAUCUCACACGGGGGAGAAGCCGUACUCCUGUCCUGAGUGCGGGAAAUGUUUUUCAGCUAAGUCCCAUAUUUACAGACAUCAGAGAGUGCACACAGGUGAAAAUCUGCAUUCCUGUUUUGUGUGUGGAAAAUGGUUUGUACAAAAAUCAGAUCUUGUCAUACACCAGAGAUUGCACACGGGGGAGAAGCCGUAUUUCUGUUCUGAGUGCGGGAAAUUUUUUUCAGUGAAGUACAAUCUUAUCGCACAUCAGAGGUCUCACACAGGAGAAAAGCCGUAUGCCUGUGCUGAGUGUGGGAGAUGUUUUUCAGUAAAGACCUACCUUUCCAAACAUCAGAGAUGUCAUACGGGGGAGAAGCCGUUUCCCUGUCCUGAGUGCGGGAAAUGUUUUUCACAAAAGUCUUAUCUUUACACACAUCAGAGAUGUCACACGGAGGAGAAGCCGUAUACAUGUCCUGAGUG